Nipponia nippon (crested ibis) is the source of this 1044-nucleotide messenger RNA. The record is from RefSeq and is a predicted model, not a curated record. NCBI's taxonomy places the organism in Eukaryota, Metazoa, Chordata, Aves, Pelecaniformes, Threskiornithidae.
AUGGUGCAAAGGCCACCCAGCCCGGUUGCAGGUGCUGAUCCGACCCGUGGCGGGGCAGAGCCUGCGGUCAGCCACGUCAUCGCCCCUGACCCGUGCCACCGCAGGCAGCGGGUACAGGCUGCAUUAAAGGACCGAGCCGCUUCCUUCCCAUCCAACAGCAGGUGGGGCUACUGCAGUACCAACCUCUGCCGGGGGCCGGCCGGGACGGGCCGCCAGGAGCGGGAAGCGCCGGCAUUUCAAACUCACCCGGAGAAACUGAAGUCUCAAAUCCGGAACCGCAGUAUAAACGGCCCGAUUUUCAGGAAAAUUGUGGAUAGAAUAGAUGACAACAAAGAUGGCUAUCUCACAACAGAAGAAUUAAAAAACUGGAUUAAACGGGUACAGAAACGCUAUAUCUAUGAAAAUGUGGCUAAAGUUUGGAAAGACUAUGAUCUAAAUAAGGACAAUAAAAUUGCCUGGGAAGAAUACAAGCAAGCCACAUAUGGUUAUUAUCUAGAAAAUCCAGAAGAAUUCCAAGAUGCAACUGAUCAGCACAGUUUUAAAAAAAUGCUGCCCAGAGAUGAAAGACGAUUCAAAACUGCAGAUCUGGAUGGAGACUUAGCUGCCACUCGUGAAGAAUUCACUGCUUUCCUUCACCCAGAGGAGUUUGAGCAUAUGAAAAACAUCGUUGUCUUAGAAACCUUAGAAGACAUAGACAAAAACGAGGAUGGUUUUGUGGAUCAAGAUGAGUACAUUGCGGAUAUGUUUGCAAAUGAAGAGGGUGGACCAGAGCCUGACUGGGUGAUCACGGAGCGUGAACAGUUUUCAGAUUUUCGUGACCUCAACAAGGAUGGAAAGAUGGACAAAGAGGAGAUUCAGCACUGGAUUCUCCCACAAGACUAUGAUCAUGCACUAGCUGAAGCCAGGCACUUAGUCUAUGAAUCAGAUGUAGACAAGGAUCAAAAACUAACAAAAGAGGAGGUUCUAGACAACUGGAAUAUGUUCGUUGGAAGUCAAGCUACCAAUUAUGGGGAGGACCUCACAAGAAACCAUGAUGAACUAUGA